This is a messenger RNA of Rhodofomes roseus, 3380 nucleotides long. RefSeq names its product PIN domain-like protein. The transcript has 4 exons. Lineage: Eukaryota; Fungi; Basidiomycota; Agaricomycetes; Polyporales; Fomitopsidaceae. The record is from RefSeq and is a predicted model, not a curated record. The coding region runs from base 224 to 2905 and encodes 893 amino acids.
GCCGAGCGGUCUAAGGCGCUGGAAUCAGGUCACAUAGUUGUUGUUCGCCUAAUCCAGUACGAAAGUCUUUCUUUUGACACCUGCAUCUCCCCGUCUGCGCGAUCCUGAGCGUUCAAUUGUGGUGUGGGGGAUAGCGAGUGCUUCAUCCCAACUACGACUCUGGUUCAGCUUCGUCUCCUACCAUUUUUUUUGAUUCGUAUGCACGCCAGGCCCCGAGAGCAGAAUGGGUGUCCACGGUCUCACAACGUAUCUGCACGAGCGUAGGACGGCUCUGGCCCAUACCAUCAGCUUUCCGAAACAGCAUGGCCACCAGCCUCCAAAGUCCACAACCAUAGUCAUCGAUGGUUGGUCGUUCAUUUUCGAGCUCGUCAGCUGGGCAGGGCUCCCCUACAUCUAUGGCGGGGAAUAUGAAGCGUUUUCACGACUAGUCGUAGAGGUCGUAGUGGCGUGGAAGAGCGUCGGUCUGGAUGUGUGCUUCGUGUUCGACGGGGCUUACCCCGCCCCCAAAUUCCCGACACUUGUCUCGCGUGCAACCCAGACAACCAUCCAAGUGGGUCUGCUAUUCUUCCGCACCUCUGCACAGGCCCGCUCGACCCCUCGCUUCCUCCGCGAAAACUCGCUCCUUCCUCCUCUCACAUACACGGUCUGUGUGCAGACACUGCUGGAUCUCAUCUCCUCGUCUGCAGCGCGGGACGAGCCACGUUGGCUGGAGGUCCACUUUGCAGACGAGGAGGGAGACCCGUACGCAGUUGCCCUCGCAGCACGCCUCGGUGCGUACGUGGUCGGCCGCGACUCAGAUUUCGUCGUCCUCAAUGCGGAGGGCUACCAAGGGUACAUCCCCCUCGAUGAGAUGGUAUGGAUUGCGGAGUCCACUUCUGCUGCGGCCUCAGACGCUGGGAGCGUCCUGAGCUCAACAGACGGGGACGACGACGUCGACCCCAGCGGCUUCAAAACCGUCCGCAAACCCAAAGCGCGCAAACGCGAGGCAGAGAGCUCACUUGUCGGGCGCGGCAUCAUCCCUCCCACAACAAGCGAUACCGCGCUCUCGCUCGUCUGCAACGUCUACUCCCCCGCCUCGCUCGCAACCAACCUCCAGAUCCCCGUCUCGCUCCUCCCCCUGCUCGGCGCACUCGUCGGAAACGAUUUCACCGGCAGCUCCGACGACGCCGUCCCUACCGCCUCGCUCGCGCGGCCCUCCACGCGCCCACGUCACAUGCAGUACAUGUUCUUCGAGCGGCAGCUCACGCACGCACAGCGCAUCGCGCGCGUCGCGAGCACGCUCCGCUCCCUCCUGGGGCCCGUAUCCGCCGCAGACUCGCCCGCGAUCCAAAAGCGCAAGCGCAAGCGCCAGAUUAGCAGCGUGAUGGAGCUGAUCGACGCCGCGGUGAACGCGCUGCUCCUGCGCGCGCCGGACACGACGGCGCCGGGCGAGCUCGAGGCGGUCGUCGAGCGCAUCGUCGAGGCGACGCUGCAGUACGCGAUCCCCCGCGCCGACGUGGUCUUCGCCGAUACGACUGCAGGCCCCCUGUGGCAACGUCCCGGCGUGUGUCCUCUGCAUGGCUCCGACGCGUGUCGUCUCGAGGGCUUCCUCUCGCCUCCCCGGAGGCCCGGCGCGUCCCCAGAUGACCGCAGUCCCGACGACGAGCAGCCCGAGCAGCACUAUGUGCGUCCCAAUCUCGAUCGCUCCCGCGUCGGCGAGCUGUACAUGACUGCAUACCGCCGCGGCGAACUAUCCCCUCGCGUGCUGGACGUGUUGAGUACAGGGGUAGCGUGGCCGCGUCUCGCGCUCGAGGACCCCGACAAGGAGAGUGUGUCCCGGAGCGUCGCGCGGACUAUCCGGCAGUGGGGCUACGCCAUCCUCGACGCAGGUAUCGGGCUGCCCGGGCCUCCGGAAGAGGAGACGGAAGCGGACGAAGACGCGGUGGACUCAGAAGAUGAGCUUGUGGAUGUGGUUGAGGAGAACUCGGACGAAGAGGAUCCGCUGUCGCCCCUCCGUGAUGCCCUAGAACGACUAGACCACCCUUCAGACAUCCUGGCCGUCAAGCCGCCCUCGUCGCUGACCCAGCAGGCACCCCCGCGCUCGAAGGUCAUCACAGAGUACGUCCGCCGAGGCACGCGCCUUGCGCCUGAAGAGGUGACCGUUCCCUUCUUCAACGACCUUCUCGCCGACUUCGCCAUCGCUGCGCCACUGAGCGAGCAUGAGCCGGGGGCAUCGCUGCCGAUCCAGCUCUGGCCGGAGGAGUUGCGGCACACAUUCUUCCUGCGCGCCCUGGGAGCAGAUACACCCGGCAUCCGCAUUCUACACGGCGGCCGGCUCACUGCCGUCCUCGCCGUGCGCUGGGUCGUGCAGCGGAUGCACGCGCGCGCUCUAGAGAACCCCUCGCAGAAGGAGAAACAAACCGAGCGGUGGACACGAGAAGAGGUGCGCGCGUUCCUCGCCGCAUUCGCGUGGCCAUUCACAGGGGAUGUGAACGGGAAAUUGAAGGCGACGCUUCCCCCAUCCGAAGAGGAGGAGACGAGUGAGUCCACAAGCGAACCCACACCCGUGCCGAUCGAGGAGCGAAACAUCCAGCUCGUCACUCAGGUGAGCCUCGCGGGUGAUGCCAUCGAGCAAUUCGCCCAGCUUCUCCUGCUCGGCGAGCUCGCGCCUAACCCAAUGCGCUACUUCUCCGGCCUUCGCUUUCACACCGCGUUGACGUCCCCGCCCUCGGCCCAAACUCGCGAGGUUGACAUUCUCAACACUACUCUCGAAGAUCUGGAUGAGGCACUAACGACGAAGCCGACAAAGGUAAAGAAAAAGCGCAAGGGCGGCGACGCGGCGGCACCGACGCCACAGAAAGGCCAGCGACGCGGCCCCACGCAGUCGGGAAAUAUGUACGACGUGCUGGCGGCGAUGGGUGCUUGAAUCGCUCGGGUUGUUAGUUGGUGGUAUUUAUCCCUUGUGUGGAUGUAGCGAUACCAAUCUAAUUGUAUGGUGAUGUGUUGGACUUGUUGCAGUGCUACUCUGUACUCCGUGUCGUUUGCUGUCCGCGCUUUCUGUACCGCGAUGUGUAUCUUCAAAAAGGAACCUUCACUUCUGGAUCUUGGUCACUGACAUACAGCUGGACUUCGAAACUAGCCAUGCGUUGCAAUUGACCAAACAUGUUGUGACUAAGUUACAUACGGCACUCCUGACGUCGGAUACGUCUGAAUAGUUGUGCACGGCCCAGAGUAUUGAUGCAUGCACCAUGUCGAGUCUCAGUUAUGUACUUCGUCACUUUACAUAACUCCCCCGAUGGCCAUUCACCUCAGUAUGUGGCCAUAUUUGUGUCCUAUGCUCUAUGCGGAGAAUGGUACGAUGUUCUGUCACGCCACAAAUUCCGGAAGGUGUUUCAGUGGAC